AUGCCUGCAACGUGGAAUGAUGCCGCAAGGGCUAAGUUAUUAAUAGCCGUCUUGAAAACAAGCGUUGGAAAGCUCGAUUAUAAAGCUAUCUCCGAGUUCAUGGGCCCUGAUUACAAUGUCAAGUCCAUCCAAUACCAGAUUUGGGCGAUCAAAACCAAGACUCUCGGAGACAAGGCGUCUGUCUCUAACCCAUCUACGCCGUCUAAGGGCGGAAAAAAGGAUGCCAAAACUCCAACGAAGUCUCCUGCGUCUGCAAAGCGUGAAAGAGCUAAGGUUGAUGAUGCCGAAUCUGACUCUGUCCCUGACUCCGCGACCCCAAAGAAGAAUGGCCGCUCCAAGAAAGUGAAAACGGAGAUCAAGCAGGAGGUUAAGCAGGAAAUUAAGUCUGAGGACGUCUGA
This is a messenger RNA of Trichophyton rubrum CBS 118892, 399 nucleotides long. RefSeq lists its product as uncharacterized. The record is from RefSeq and is a predicted model, not a curated record. Bases 1 to 399 code for a protein of 132 amino acids. Lineage: Eukaryota; Fungi; Ascomycota; Eurotiomycetes; Onygenales; Arthrodermataceae. The transcript is spliced from 3 exons.